AUGCCCAAUCCCCUAGCGUGUCCAGAAUCAAGCAAGCCAAUUCAGUGCUGGGUGCCACAGGAAUUUAAACAUCCUUGGGAGGAGUACGCGGAGAAUUUGUGUUGGAUCCAAAAUACCUAUUUCCUUCUACCCAAUGAAGACGUCCCCGAGGACGACUUUGAACUGCAUCGAGUGAAAUAUGUAGGCUACUACCAGUGGAUAGUGAUCGUGUUGGCCGGCCAAGCGAUGCUGUCCUGGGUGCCCUACCUUGUUUGGCGAGUCGGUUCAAAGCGCCUUCCUAUUCUCCUACGAUCAGCAAGAGAGGCCGCUGUCCCGGACAGGGAGCUACGGCAGAAAGCUGUCUCGUGUUUGGUUGCUACUCUGGAGGAGAUAUCUGAAUCCACAGCACGCCAAAAACGGGUUAAAUCCUCCUUCAAGCGGAUCUUCUGCUCCAUACGACCGAACGUUGAGAUUACCCUCCUAUUCUUUUUUGUCCGAUGUCUUUAUGUCGGGAAUUCAGUUGGACAAAUCUACCUGAUGAAACACUUCAUCGGCAGUAAUAGCUCCUACUUUGGCAUCGAUGUGCUCAACAACCUGAUUGCUGGGCGUGACUGGGAAGCCACGGGACAAUUUCCACGCGUCACCUAUUGUACAGUCAAUGUAAGAAAAAUGGGCCAAAUCAAACCAGCCAGCUACACCCUUCAAUGCGUACUUCCGAUCAACUACUUCGUUGAGAAGGUUUUCGUCUUUCUGUGGUUCUGGUUCCUCCUUCUGGGUGCCAUCACCACUUUCAGCACGCUCCAGUGGGCCUUCAACACACUGGUGCCAGUUCGGCGAAUAGCCUACAUCAAACAGUACAUCCGAGCUAUUCGCCAACUCUCCAACACUGAGGAGCGAGACUGCACCCGCUUCGUGAAUAACAACCUCGGUCCAGAUGGUGUCCUCAUCCUCCAGGUAGUCUCUCGCGCCUCCAGUGAUCUCAUCGCCCUAGAUGUGACAGCAACCCUUUGGAACAACUACCGUCAUGCAAAAAUUACUGGAACCGAGGAGGACUUUAGUCGAUUUAUUGAAAACGUAAACCGAGGGACUUCGGCUGUAUAG
Messenger RNA from Mesocestoides corti, 1080 nucleotides. NCBI's taxonomy places the organism in Eukaryota, Metazoa, Platyhelminthes, Cestoda, Cyclophyllidea, Mesocestoididae. The record is from the annotation of a GenBank genome assembly.